Funneliformis caledonium is the source of this 169-nucleotide messenger RNA. The record is from the annotation of a GenBank genome assembly. NCBI's taxonomy places the organism in Eukaryota, Fungi, Glomeromycota, Glomeromycetes, Glomerales, Glomeraceae.
AUGUCUGCAGCCAGCUUAUGGCACAUAUCAUCUAUAAAUUACGAGUUCGGAGAGAUAACCAUAAACGAGUAUACGCAAAUGUCAACGAAAAGUGCAGAAAGGCACUUGCCAUCUUUAGGCGAUCAAAGUUUUCGACUUCGAAUACAAUUGCAAUUUAUGGAUUACUGUG